Molecule: messenger RNA, 5031 nt
Organism: Lepisosteus oculatus (spotted gar)
Lineage: Eukaryota; Metazoa; Chordata; Actinopteri; Semionotiformes; Lepisosteidae
Gene: shoc1
Product: shortage in chiasmata 1
Biological process (GO): resolution of meiotic recombination intermediates
Cellular component (GO): condensed nuclear chromosome
Molecular function (GO): single-stranded DNA binding; ATP hydrolysis activity
Source: RefSeq, a predicted model, not a curated record
GUGCUCUCCACCUGUAAACUGAUCAUCAGUGGAUCAAUUCUGAAUGACUGGAUGGCUUGUGGAUAUCCAACAGAUGUCCAAGAAAAGUUCACUGUAACACAGGCACUAGUUAAAAGUGGAGCCGAAGACAUGGUGCCCAGCUCCAACCCAAAUUCUCAGGCUGACACAGAUAUUGAUGAAGUCCCAUUUCUCCCUGGGAAAGAUGGAUACAGCAUACCUUGGAAAGAAUCCUUCUCCAGGUUUUCUCGGGACUCAGAGAGCUUUAGGCAGUGGAAUGAAGAUCUCUUUGUGCAGGAGGAUGUGGUGUUUACUGACUGCUUGGCAGAAUUCCGCAGACAAAUUCCAAAGCUGUUUAGCAGGCUGAGGAUUCUAUCUGUUCAAGACCCUCUGUUGAAUGUUACAGGAGACGUCUUUAGGGAGGACAUGUUUUUCAGAUACCAUGUGCCUUUGGAUGAGAUAGUGAUUGCAGAUGCAGAGGGAUCUGAUCUACAGAAUGAGGAUUUCAGCAAAGUUACAGUGCUCAGUGUGGAGUCUCUGAUGUUGCCCUUUGAAUUGGACUAUAAAACUCUUCAGCAGAAAAGCAGUGCCCUGCCCAUCAGGGAGCUUUGUGAUUCAUUAAGAAUUUCUCCUGAGUCUUUAGUGGAUGAAAUGACGUGUCUAGAAACACUCACGCCAGAUGUAAGUGCUGAAUUCAGAAGUGCCUUAGAGGUAUCGGAGUAUGACGGAUCCAGUGGGGCUGACUCUGUGGUUUUCAUGGAAAGUACUGUGAGCACGCUGGGGGACACCACACCAGUGCGCUCCAGGCUGUACACACAGAUGGAAACAGACCCUCCUCUUUCACCCGUGUGCCAGACCCCCCAGCCUGCAGCCCGAGGGUCCUGCAGGGAGCUCACAGCAGAGCAGCUGUCCCCAAUCUAUAGACAUCACCUGAUUUCGGACAGUGACAGAGAGGGGAUAGAAGGAGUGCUGUGGCAGGCAGAGAAACAUAUCUCUUCUCUCAUAGGGCUCCUUCUGGCAGAACCACAGACUCCUGAGCCAGAACUACAGUACCGGAUUGCUGCAGAAACCUUUGGGCUAAUAGCAGCUGAGACAGACUGCUCCAUUAAUGAGGAACUAAGAAGAGAUGAUCAUAAACAACUCACUUUGAAUGUGGGCCAGUCAAGAUUUGUGGAGAAUCUGGGCACCACUUCAUAUGAUACAACAGAGAAGUCAACAUCAACAAGCGAAGAUUUCUCCUUAUUAUCCAUGAUAGAAAUAGACAAUAUUUUAAAGGACUGUAGCAAUGAGACAGAAUGCCCUGUGGCUGCUGUCACACACAGUGAAACGAAAGUCAGGUCCAUUUUGAAAGACUCGAAUCAGAAGCACAUGACACCUGAGAAAGACAAAGGACGAACCCUAAAAGUAUCAAUCACUGAGGCAGCAAUUGAUAAGCCAAGUCAAAAAAGAGAACUUGCAUCAUCAGAAAGGUGUGAGCCAAGCAAAAUGGCUUUAUCCUUACAAGAAAGCAAUAGUGAUCAUUGUGCAUAUGCACAGCAUACAGGUGACCAUAAAUUCUUCUCUAAGGAUGCAAAAGACUCUUGCAACAGUGGAACGGCCUCAAAAUCACAACAGGAGAAUUUGGAUCCUCUUGCAACCUUUAUAAUGCUGAGGUCCAAGCAGUUGCCUGAAGGGACUUCUGCUGUGCACAGCACACAGUGCAAAAGCCAGAACAACACAGCACCCAAGGUGGAGGUGAAGCCUCUCUGUGCUGCACCAGCAGAUUCAAGCAGCGAUGAGAAAACCAGACACAGUGCGGUGAUCGAAAUCCAAGCAUCAGAGAGCCAGUGUCAGGCGUAUUGUCAGCUUCAAGAUGUGGCCUCAACUUUCAUCUCCAGUGCUAAAGAACUGGGCAUGUGUACAGCUGCCCGUGGCAGUUUUUCCACUCUGACUUCUGACCAAACACGCUUCUUUCUGAAGCAGCAGGAGAAAGUGCUCAACAGCAGCCUAAAACAAGGUGAACCCAGCGAGACGGAUGUGUCCCUGUACAAGCAGGCUGCUCUGGUACACUUGCUGGUGACUGUGAGAGACCUUCUGCUCAUGUGUGAUCUCAACACAGCUGUGGACUACCUAGUACAUGCCAAGGAAACGUAUGUAAGCACCCUUGGGACCUGCUUGGAUGAAAUCUGGUCGAGGCUGCGUGUGGUGCAGUACAUCAGCCAGAAGAAAGAGGAAGCUAACCCCAAAAUAGCAGAACUCCAGCAGCAGACGCUGGCAUGGAUACAGAGAAACAGCUCUCCGAACCAAAGCCCCAAAGUUCUUGUCAUUAUAAGGAUGGAUUCAGAUUGUGUGAGGGCUCUACUUAUUAAAAAUCUCAAUAAAGUUAAAGGUCUCUCCGCUGCAGCUGUGUUUCCUGAAGAAAAAAGCAGGCUGAACUGCAGAGUUGUGCUGAACUGUCUCCAGCGAAGUUCAUGUGUGGUAGCCUGCAGUCAGCACAUCCACGCUGAUUUCCCCUGGCAGCAGUUCUCCCUGGUGGUGGAGUAUGACUACAUGGACCACUCAGGCUGGACUGCACUCUGCAGAGAGAAGAACAUCAGUCACAUGGCUUUGAAAAUUCAAAUUCCCAGCACCGUCUCUACAAAUGCAGUGUCCCAAAAUGGCUCGUCCUCCCUGCUGCUGGAUCUCGGGGUUCCUGUUGUGUUGCUGACCACCGAGGGGCUUUCAGACUCCCCAGAGCUGCUGCAAACCCUGGAGUCCAGAUACAAUAUCACUGUUGUGGAGAGAAGCUUUGUGCAGUCACUGCAGAUGUUUGGAGGGCCUCAUCAAUACACAGUGAUUACAGUUGAUGAACGCACCGCACUUGUCAUUCAGGACAUUGGGGAGCUGAAGAUGGACAAAGCCUCUGACCACAUUGUCUUGAGACUGAUGGCCCUGUCUCUGCAGUACAGCUGCUGCUGGCUUCUUUUCUACUCUUCACAUGGCCUGGACUCAGAGUACAGUUUCACCACAGAGGUCUUCAACAACCUGGUGCUGAUCUAUGCCGCUGUCGUACUGUUUGGGCUGAAGACAGAGGAUUUGGAGAUCAAGGUACUGAUUGCACCUGGAGUUGAAAAGACAGCUAUGCUGAUUUGCCAGAUAGCCAGUCACACCCUGAUGUCAUCCGAGAUAGACCCGCUGAAAUGGCUAGACAGGUCUUGGCUUUCUGUUGUGCCCACGGAGGCUGAGAGUAGCUUACUGGCGUUUCCCUGCAUCAACCCACUGGUGGCGCAACUCAUGCUGAGAAAGGCCCCAUCCUUAGACUGGCUCCUGGGGGCCUCUUUCACUGAGCUGCAGGAGCUGCUCCCAGAAGUGCCCCACAAGGUCAUCAAGCUCUUCAGCGACACCACUGCUCUGUACAAGAUGAACGUUUCUCAUUCUCCUCUGGAAUCCUGUGGGAAGGCCACUUCAAGGGAGUAUUCACCCUGUUCAGGACCUAGGCCAGUCAGCAGAGAGGACACACAAGGCUGGAUAGAGGUUUUAGAAAAAAAUCAGGGCAUGAAUUCUGAGCACCAUCCAUUAAGUGGAUCAGUCAGUGUAGAGAACAUGGCAGUGUACCGCAAAGAUCACGAGCCUUUUCCUGUUCCUGAAGAAACAGAAGGCACUGUACAGCUGGGUCAUUUCAGAGACUUGUCUCAUCCACCGCUGCAUGUCCACAGUGCAGAAGGUCACUGGCAACUGGGACGCAUUAAGGACAGUGAUCUGACAUCUAUGGGAGAGUAUUGUGGCGUACACUUCAAUUCCAAGCCUGCCGGACAUCAUCAUUCAAACUGGACAUCAGGAAGACCAAUACAGGCAGAGGCGUUUUCACCAGCCUAUGACAAAGAUCUGAGCUUCAAUAUGGGCCCUUCUAUAGACUGUCAGUUUGAGAGAGAGGCUGUUGACUACUACUGUCACCAAAAAUCCAAUUCCCCUGGUGAAGUGUCUCAGUUUGGUGUGGGUUUCAACGAGGACCCUUGCCUGUUUACCUCAAGCGUCUCGGCAGGAAUGCUGCAGGGGAGCAGCAUCAGUCCCUUUGGCCACACCCCAAGAGUAAUGGCGGACUCCGUGUUCAGUUUCAUUAAGACAGGAUAUGAAACCGACGUAAGCGACAACUCAGACCUUCUGGGGCCACUCAGGAGUACAUCCGACAAGAAGAGACGAGCAGGCAGAGCAGACGAGAAAGAGGCAUUUUCAGAAGGAUACACACUUUUACCACAGCCGAAGAGGAGGAAACUCACCUAUGAAAAAGUUCCAGGAAGAAUCGAUGGUCAGACAAGAUUAGCAUUUUUUUAGAAAUAUUUAAGGCUUUUUUUCUAGUUUUAAUUUGUUAUUGUUCUUCCAUUUAACCCCUCCUUUACCCAGAACACACUGCCACUUCCAGUUAUUGAAUUGUUUUAUGUGUGAGCCCAGUUAUGUUCAUGGUAUCUGUGUUAAUGCAUAGACUUCAUUGUUAGAAGACACAGAUGCAGUUUUUUAGGAAUGGUGCUGAAAUAUGCUGGCUUGGUUCUUGAAUGCAGAGCUGGAAUUGAUUUCUCUCUUUGUCAACACAAUUCUCCACAGUCCUUUUAAAUGAAGCACUUAGAAUUAGUCAGAACUUCCUCUUAGGAGAGGAACUUAGGGGAAUUUCCUGAUGGCUCUCAGUGUUUUUGUUGCCUGUUGUUUUCUCUUGUUCAGGAAACUUCCCAGUCAUGUUUCCAAUGGUUAUUUUAAGAGACAUAAGUAAACUGGUAACAAUCAAACCAAACCCUUUGUUUAACUGCAACUGAAUAAAUAUGUAUUACUUAAAACACCAAGCCUACGUUUUUUAAAACAGAUUUUUGCCCUGCCCUUUCUUCUACAUUGUCUCUAUGGUAGAACUGUUAUUACCCAUCACUGACCAAUACCAGAGCCAGUUAAAGUGUGGGGAUGAAACAAGGGAACAUUCUCCCAGAUGCUUUUCAUUCUUUUUAAGAUCCAGAACACAUGCAUCUUCUUGUAUCUGUGUAACUUCACAUUCUUCCAGUUAUACUGCACAGACAGUGAAACAUAAUCUGCACU